AUGGUAUUCGUACAGAUAGAACAAGCUAUUAUUAAUUCAUUGAGUAAAUUGUAUGAACAAAACGAAGAAAAAAAUCAGAGUAAAUCUCAACAAAUAUUACAUUUAAAAUGCGACAAUAAAUCAAGAAUUCUAUCGACUAUACAUAAUGAUGAGAUAACUAAUCUAGAUUAUUUCUUUUAUUUAUGGAAUCUUUUCAAUGUAACACCAGUUGAUUCUGAUAUUAUCUCUGUUGGACCUGUUGUAAUGGAUAAACGCUGUUUAUUUCAAUAUUUUAGUCAGGAGAAAUGUUGUAAUGUUUGGUUUACGGAACAUCCACCUUAUAUUGACAAUCGAAAUAUCAGCUCGUUGAUACUAUUCUUAGAAACAUUCAUUGAGCACAUCUUUCAAUCAAAUCUAGAAGUUCAUCAUAUGGAAGCAUUAUCCUGUCUGAUUCUUUUGUCAUGGUGGAAUAUCGCUUUUGGUCAUUCGGAACCUUACCAAAUCAUAGCUUAUGAAUUAUAUCAUGCAUGGAUUCGUUUGAUCCCCCGAAUUGUUGAGAACUCUUCAUUGAUUAUUGAUCAAUUCUCUAGUUAUCCUGAACAUUUAAACUUAUUUAUCAUAAAUCUUUUACGUAUCUACGUGGAUCAUAAUUUCCAAAAAGAAAAUGUAUGGAAACUGUCUAAAGAUGCCGCUUCUCAAAUGACUGGUAUUCAUGCAUCUGUAAAUAUGCAUGGUUUAAGUGGAAUUUAUCGUAAAUCUAUUGAACAGUUGAGUAUGAAUAAUACAAAAAGUCUUUCAGCUAUAAAUACACUAAACCAAACUGUUUCUAUCAAUAAUACUUGCUUAGCCAUUGUGGAGAUUUUAAAGAAACUUGUACGCUUAGGUUUAGCUGACUGUUUAAAACAAAGUCCUGAUUUACCUAUUAUUUCAUUUGCUGACAAACAAAUUAUUGAACGUUUCAAUAUGGUUCGAGAUUAUUUACUUGUUCGAGCUUCUCGUCUAUUAGCUUAUGAAUUAGAGUCUAAUGUAAAUGGCAACUAUAUACCAAAACAAUUCACAUGUUUGGUACAUGUCACUGCAUCGAAACAUUUAAUUUCUGAAUUGUUGAAUAUUUCACUAUGUAAAUCUGAAAAAAUUUCUCACAGUAAAAAUCCUCACAUUGAUUUAAUUUCUUGGACAUUAGAACAUAAUUUAAAUGUUACUGACUAUGCAUUCUGGUGUGUUACGUCUAUUGAUGUUAAGGAUAUUGAAGCAAUAAAUUACUUAUUGUCUCGUUUACUUCCGCAUGCUAAACUCUUAGCCAAAGAUCAUCUAUUCUGUUUUUCACUUAUACUACAUCUUGAUCGUGUUCGUAAAGCUGCACUACCAGAUAAUGAACAUAUUAAGCUUCUACGUGCUGUAUUUGAACAUCUAUCAAUAUCAAGUAAAUGUGAUCUAUUAACAUCACUUCAAUCAUCAUUGAAAAAUUCUAAUCGAUCAACUCCAUUGCCUAAUUCGACUGUACACUUUCAAACACGUAUUCGUCAAUUAUUCAAUCGUUUGGUUGUUUCUAAUGUAAAUUCUAGCGAUGAUAAUUAUGACAAUAGUCAACAAGUGUUAAAUCUUUUCAAUAAAGAUUUUCUUCUAGAUUGUGAAUUGUUGUUAUUCACUAAUCCCGUGAGAUUUUUAGUCGAAUUAAUUCGUCUACCAGUCAAUCGUAAAUGUCCACAUUCACUGACUGCAGUUCAUCAGCUUCUUGAUCAAUUAUUGUAUGCAUUUCAAGUUCCUAUUAAUUUUUCUACUGGAACAAAAUCUUUACCUGAAACUAACCAUGAUAAAUUUACGAUGACGAUUUCAUCUGAACAACAAGUUGUGCAUAGUACAAUUUUUCAAGAAGUCAUUUUAAUUGAUUGGUCAAAUCGUAAAUCCUAUUUAGACAUUUCAUUAUUUGGUCAUGAAGAUCCAUUUGAUGAAUUAAAUAAUGGAAAUUUAUUCAGUGUAAAUUUUCAAUAUGAAGAGGAAAAAAAUAAAAGUGACUUAUCAAAGAAUAAUAAAUUAUAUCAAUUUGAUAUGUUUGAAGAAGCAUGGUCAAGUUCUAAAUUAUCAGAAAAUCCUCUAUUGAAUACUAUCGUUUAUUUAUUUAAAAAACCAAAUUGUUUCAUUCAAAUAAACAACAUUAUGAAGUAUUUCUUAAAACUUUUAGAAAACAAUAUCAUGAAUAAAUCAUCUUCUCAUAUUGAUCAUUUAACGUCUACAACUCAUACUACUAUUAUUACUACUAAUACUACUAAUAUAAAUAAUAACCAACAUACCUUUAUACAACAUGUACAUAUUCGAAUAUUUAUUCAUGUAUUAUAUUCACUUAUAAAAGAUAAAUCUAUCAUUAAACUUUUAGAUAAAAUUAAUUUAAAUGAAUUAAUAGAACAAUUUAUUCAAUUGUUCAAUAUUUUAUUUUUAAACCAAUUCAAUACUACUACUACUAAUAAUAAUAGUAGUAGUAAUAAUAAUGAUUCAAAUGUACAAUUAAUGAACAAUGAUAUACAAUAUUUUAUUUCAAAUGAAGUAGACAUUAUAUUAUUUGAAUUAAUUCAUUAUUUUUGUUUUAAUCAAGAUAAUAAUCAUAAUGAUAAUCAUGAUCCAUUAAAACAAAUUAAAAAUAAUCUUAAUUUAAUUUAUAAAUUAAAACAAAAUAUUCAAAAUUCAAUAAAUAUCUAUAAUUGGUAUAAAUAUAGAUGUUUUUAUUUAUUUAAUAUAAUAUUUACUUCAUCCAUAGCAACUAUUAAUCAAUUAAAUAAUGAUAAUAAUAACAAUAAUAAUAAUAAUGGUAAUGGUAAUAAUAAUCAAUAUUUGGAAGAUAUUUAUCAAUUGAGAGAUCAAAUUUUCAAUUUAUCUAUUGAAUUAAAUGAAAUACAAAUGAAUUCAUUGGAAAAUUUCAUGGAUAUUAAUUUAUUUUAUAAAAAUACUGGCAUACAAUUCAAGGCUAUUUCCGUUGUUCCAUCAUUAACAGGACAAACAGAAGAUUGCAAUUCACUGUUACCGUCGAAUGCAGUGGUUGGAGACAAUCAUAUAAAAAGCCAAAUGAUGAUAUCACCACGUUUACUGUAUUUCAUUUUUGAGCUAGCCACUGUUUCUAAUACGUUAUGCAGUGAAGUAUUAAAAUCAAUCAUAAACAAGUCAUUGAAAUCGAAUGGUCAGUUACUGGAUCCCAUAUCAAAAAUUAGUUCUGGUCAUUUAAUAAUUGCUAUUCAAUUGUUUCUUAGGAAAAUUGUUAAAUCAAAACAGUGGAAAUGUUGGGAACGAUUAUACUUUCUAUUAUAUAAAUUACUCAAAGCUGGUGUAUUAGUUUAUCCUGUACCGAAUUUAAUUAAUGACAAUCAAGAGACAAAUGACAAUACACCUUCAAGACUAUUCUACUUAUUGGAUUGGAGUAAACUUUGUGGUUCAUUCGAUCUCUUCACAUUAACAUCAGAUCUAUUUAAUUUAUGGUGUAUGUCAUUGGAAAUCCUAUCUGAUCAAUUAUUAAAUCCUUUUCAACCCACCAAUCUCUCUCAUGAUAACAGCAACAAACUAUAUCAUCGAAAUACUGAGUUCUACAUCCUUUGCCACUCAUUAUGUGAUUUAGUCUCGUAUUUAUCAUCAGUCAUUUCUUUACAUUCAACUAAAAACAUUGACCGAAUUUGUAAUAAUGAUGAAAAUAACAAUAAUGACGGUAAUACUGUAAAUAGUGAUGCUGAUAUUAUCUCUUCAUUAAAAACUAAUCAAUUUAUACAAUAUAGUAAACAAUUAGCAAUCCAUUUACUUGAUCAAUUAUCAAAUCGUUUGUCGAAUAACCUGAUCUCUAACUUAUUAAUCAAAUCAAAUUCACAAUUGAAUGUUUCUGAUGAAUUGAAUCGACUGAAACAGACAAUUUUGUUAGUACAAGAUAUAAUAAGAACUUAAUGAUGAAUUGAUGAAAAAAUGAACGUUGACUUGUAUACAAUAUUUACUUUUUCCUAAUCAAAAAUAAUAAGAUGUAUGAAUAAGAUAGUCGUUUUUGCGUUAUUUGAAGAAUUGGUUAAAGUAAUUUCAUUUUCCACUUCUCUCUAUCAUCUAGUAUUAUCAGAAGGGGUUUUGUGGAG
Molecule: messenger RNA, 4076 nt
Organism: Schistosoma rodhaini
Lineage: Eukaryota; Metazoa; Platyhelminthes; Trematoda; Strigeidida; Schistosomatidae
Source: the annotation of a GenBank genome assembly